ACAUCCGCCUCCCACAACCAUAGAAAGUAGGAAGUAGUUUGUGCACUCUAUCAUUUGCACUUCCUGCCUCUUUGCCCACGCUCCUGCUGCACGGUGUACACCAUGCGACCCAUCCUGCUCCAGGGCCAUGAGCGAUCUAUUACCCAAAUCAAGUAUAACCGCGAUGGGGACUUACUACUUACAGUUGCUAAAGAUCCAGUGGUAAACGCGUGGUACUCUGUGAACGGAGAACGCCUGGGCACAUACAAUGGCCACACAGGAGCAGUAUGGUGCGUGGAUAUUGACUGGGACUCGCGUCAUGUACUUUCUGGAUCGGCAGAUAACUCCUGCAGAUUGUUUGACUGUGAAACAGGGAAACAGCUAGCAUUACUGGAGACUAAUUCCGCUGUCAGGACCUGUGGAUUUGACUUUGGAGGCAACAUCAUCAUGUUCUCAACAGACAAGCAGAUGGGUUACCAAUGUUUUGUCAACUUCUUUGACCUAAGGGACCCAUCCCAGAUUGAGGACAAUGAGCCAUACAUGAAGAUUAGUUGCAGCGAGUCUAAGAUAACGAGUGCUGUGUGGGGGCCGCUGGGUGAGAAUAUCAUUGCUGGACAUGAAAAUGGGGAGCUGAACCAAUAUAGUGCUAAGUCUGGAGAGAUUGUGAACAGUAUCAAAGAACACACAAAGCAGGUCAAUGAUAUCCAGAGUUCCAGAGAUAUGACCAUGUUCGUAACAGCAUCUAAGGACUGCAGCGCCAAGCUGUUUGACAUCACAUCACUGGAACAUCUGAAAUCAUUUCGUACAGAGCGGCCAGUAAACUCUGCAGCUGUUUCUCCAAUCUAUGACCAUGUUGUUAUUGGAGGAGGACAGGAAGCUAUGGAUGUGACAACAACAUCGACCAGGAUUGGUAAAUUUGAGGCAAGGUUUUUCCAUGUUGCUACUGAGGAAGAAUUUGGAAGAGUGAAGGGCCAUUUUGGACCUAUUAACAGUUUGGCAUUCCACCCAGAUGGCAAGAGUUAUAGCAGCGGCGGGGAGGACGGAUACGUCAGAAUACAUUACUUUGACCAACAAUAUUUUGAUUUUGAGAUUGAAUCUUAAGCGAUUGUCAACUGGAAGGCAGUUCAGUAUACACUUUAAAUGAAAGCCAUCAUGUAAAGUGUAAUAAAAAUGUUUUAGGUGGAACCAAAUAGAUCAUUUCUUAAAAAAAUCUCUUUUGCAGUCAGCUUCUCAAAACAUCGAAAUUUUGGCAUCAAGUGGGGAGGGUUAAGUUUACGCAGUGGGGAAGGGAGGGUUAGGGUUAGGCACCACCGGGGAGGGUUAGGGGGAUUAAUGGGGGUCUGUUGGACGGGAUGCCACGGUCUGUAUACUGACAGCCGGCACCCCGUCCUUCGGCAAAUCAUACUGAACCCAGCUCCACAUUGGCACCUACAGGCUUUAGGGGAGGUUCAGCUUUAUAGUGAAAACAUUCAUUUUCUGCAGAACUCGUUUUGAAAGGCUCCUCUCUUAAAAAAUAUAUACUACUACUGCUUACCAACAACUCCCCUUGUAUCAAACCUUCUGGGAGUUAUAUCCGAGCACAUUUAUUUAUUUAAUAUUCCAUUUGGGUUUAUUUUUUAAGCAAAAUAUGGAGGUGUACAAAAUCCAAUGCUACUUUCAUAUAUUAUGGUUUGGAUAAUGUACCUAUUUUAAAGGUAUUGUGCUGGAGUUCUGGAUUUAUGCUACACAAAAAGUGUUAGAGCUGCUUCCCUCUUCUUAAGUAAUAAAAGCAACCAAAUCAAAGGAUAUCUGAUGCCCCCACUCACAGUAAUGCAUCAUGCAGAUUUUGGAGCAAUGGCAACCAGCUUGUAGUUGGACUACAAUAUUCAGCAUUCUAGUCACUGAAGGCUACCUAUACCUGCAUGAAAGUGUUGGUAAUUAUGAUUAAACUUGCACUUCGUUUUCACUCAGUGCCCAGGUAUGGACUUUUUUUUUAAAUUUGUAUAAAGAAAGCAGUGAUUGGACAGAGAAUCAGCAUGGACAUUGCCUUUGCAGGGAAAGAUCCUUCCGAGAUCUUUUGAAAAAAUAAAAAAAAUAAAAAAAUCGCUUAAUAUUUGAA
Molecule: messenger RNA, 2077 nt
Organism: Pseudophryne corroboree (corroboree frog)
Lineage: Eukaryota; Metazoa; Chordata; Amphibia; Anura; Myobatrachidae
Gene: EIF3I
Product: eukaryotic translation initiation factor 3 subunit I
Exons: 11
Coding region: 103-1080 (325 amino acids)
Biological process (GO): cytoplasmic translational initiation
Cellular component (GO): cytoplasm; eukaryotic translation initiation factor 3 complex, eIF3m
Molecular function (GO): RNA binding; protein binding; translation initiation factor activity
Source: RefSeq, a predicted model, not a curated record